AUGACUGUCCUAAGGGCAUGGGUCCGCAGAAAUCUGAUUCAUAAACCUACGAACAAAAAGCUUGAGGCAGGCUAUGAGUUAGACUGGAUGGCACGAGAGAUAUCAAACUGCCCGCAGUGGACUGUUGUUACAUGGGGUUUUGAUAGACCUAACCCAUCCGAGGGCAGUUUAGCCACAAAGCUGGUUACCGCGAGACGUCGAUUGGGAACAUUAUCAAGAUGGCCGAGCAAGUGGCUUAAAACCAUUGAUUCAACAAAAAAGGCGAUAGAAGCAGUCAUAAACUUUUUGUUUUCGAAUGAGGAGGUCACUUUAGACAGAAAUUACUGGUUGGCGCAAGGGACCUUUGAUUGGAAGAUUUUAGUUGAGGUUAUUGACAAAUUAGACCAAUGUCAUCUAGAAGUGGUCACUUUGAGUAUGAGACGAAGUAGACUACUGGAUGGUCCUUGGGGCCCUUGGCGAGCCUCGACGAGCGAAAUAGAUGCAGUUCUUGGACUAUGGAUGCUACAGUUUAGGGAUAUUGAGCGCAACCAAGACGGUAGGAACGAUGCGCAAAAUGGUGAAGAAGAUGGCCCCCAGAGAGCCCGGCCGACCUUACGUAUCCUUGGACUAUGCGACAAUAUCGGGAGAAUAAACUUUGAGCGCUGGAUAACACGUGGAUCUGAUUUUGUUAAAGUCGAUGAUCUAUACUGUUCGAAGCUCAACGAAAAUAUUGGACGAUCUGGUCAUGUUGUCGGAGCAAAGGUAUUCCCUAGGGUGGGCAAUAAGAUCGAUAAGAAAGGAUUCGGAAUGGGUACAGUCGUUUUAAGCGGGUUAGCGAAAGAAAUCGAACAGACAGGUUUAGCAAACACUGAGGAGGCAUAUAUGACCCUUGUGCCUGCGUUAUUCAAAUCCAGAAAUCUGCCCGAAUUUUUCGAUACGAAUUUUUUUGGCUGUUUUUCUGAGACAGCAAAGUCCCACAUUGAUAUAGGAGAGUUUGAACAAGCUGAGUGGGUGUUAAUGGGGCUCUUUCAUUGCGCCGAGACCUCGGUGAACGUUCUCAAGGGAAAAAACGAGUGGAUGAAGGCCGGACAAAUAUACGUGGAUCUCCGUCAAGCUUGCUCGACCAUCUUGCAGUCAGAUUCCAACGGAUACACUGACGAAAUUGAUAAACGUAUCACUUUACUUUGCGAAGACGUCUUUCUGGCAGUUUGCGAAAGAUCCCAGUUCUACGAUACUGAUCAUGCAGCACGUCUUCCAGACGUCGACACUAUGAACCUAAUAAAUCAAUGUAUGAUUAAUAUCCUAGGCGAUAUCCCGAAGAAGACACUCGAUGUAUGGAAAGUUAAACAUGAUUUUGAACUCUCAAAACCACUUCACAGAGGAUCGGUGGACGAACAAUUGUUGAUGGCGGCGGAGAACGGGUGGGUGUUGCUUGUCGAAAGGCUCCUCGAAGAGAAAGCAAACGUUGAAAGCCGUGACCCCAGCCUGCGAACACCGUUGAUUCUUGCAUCUUUAUCAGGUCAUACCGGUGUGGUUCAAAGACUAAUACAAAACCAUGCUCAAGCAACUUCUCAGGACUAUUUAGGUCAAACCCCACUACAUCACGCCUCUGCUAAAUGUCAUACACAAGUCGUGCAGACUCUGUUACUCCAUCACGGACCGCUAGAUAUUCCCAAUAAAAAUGGGGAAACUGCCCUCGACCUCGCAGUAAAGAAUAACGCCGGAGAAAUUGUGGAUCUUCUUUUAUUUUACGGUGCCACAGACAUUGAUGGGAAGGCUAGGAAGUUAUCUCGCGAAGGUUCCAUGAAGGGAUCAGAAGCGAGGGUAAACUUGAAGUUAAUAGAGAAACACGACGAGGAGGCGUUAUAUUGGGCUAUAUGGAAAGGUUCACGGGGUAUGAUUGAAACCUUAGCUGGAAGAGGCAUUGGAAUCAAAUGGAGAGACGGAUUAAUGCAAACUUCUCUGCACAUCGCUGCUUCAAAAGGCUCGAUAGAUGCAAUUCGAAUUCUUCAGAAGAACAACGCAGACCUUGAGGCAAAAGAAAAGAAUGGGAAGACAGCGCUACACCUGGCGUUGAUAAACGGCCAUACAGAAACACAUAAAAUGUUACUUAACGAUGGAGGUAAUAUUAAUGCAGCUGAUGAUGAUCAUGAAGGCCAAGGGCCGCUGCAUUAUGCAGCUUCUACAGGUCACAUAGACAUAGUGAAACAUUAUUUAGACAAGGGAACAUUCGACAUAGGAGCCAAAGAUAAAAAGGGCCGUACAGCACUUCACCACGCCACACGCAAUGGACACACAGAGAGUGUGGGACUACUCCUGGACCGGGGAACCGACAAAGAGGCUAAGGACGACCGUGACCGGACAGUACUUCAUUACGCUACACGCAAUGGACAUACAGAGACAGUGAGACUACUCCUGGACCAGGGAGUCGACAAAGAGGCUAAGGGCGACUAUAGCUAG
Messenger RNA from Morchella importuna, 2439 nucleotides. RefSeq lists its product as uncharacterized. The coding region runs from base 1 to 2439 and encodes 812 amino acids. The transcript is spliced from 2 exons. Gene Ontology annotation, molecular function: protein binding. NCBI's taxonomy places the organism in Eukaryota, Fungi, Ascomycota, Pezizomycetes, Pezizales, Morchellaceae. The record is from RefSeq and is a predicted model, not a curated record.